Messenger RNA from Ictidomys tridecemlineatus (thirteen-lined ground squirrel), 5702 nucleotides. RefSeq names its product phosphatase and actin regulator 1 (gene Phactr1). The record is from RefSeq and is a predicted model, not a curated record. Gene Ontology annotation, molecular function: actin binding. Gene Ontology annotation, biological process: stress fiber assembly; cell motility. NCBI's taxonomy places the organism in Eukaryota, Metazoa, Chordata, Mammalia, Rodentia, Sciuridae.
GAAUAAUUUUAAAUGCAAAUUAAAUUGAGGGGGUAGCAGAGAAGAAUAUAUAAAAGACAGUAAAACAAAACCUUUCAAUUUUCUUAAAUUAGCAGUCUAAUGUGUUCUAAAGAGCAGCCCCACUCAGAUCUCUUCUUAGGGGUUGCAUUUCAUCACAAUAUAAAAUGGGCAAAUCCGUCACUUUCCUCCACUCAGGGCUCUUGACUCAAGAUUGAAGGGAAAAUUAGGAGCUGCUCAUUUGGGCUUGUGGGCUCAGCAGCACUGCUCAGCUUCAUUUCGUGUUCUCCCGGUGUCCUGUGGAAAGGGGUCAACAAGUGCUGGCAUCCAGGUGAAGAUUUUUCUCUCUAAAUUCUGUGCCUGAAACAUCAAGGAUGGAUUAUCCCAAAAUGGAUUAUUUUCUGGACGUUGAGUCUGCUCACAGACUCUUGGAUGUUGAGUCGGCUCAAAGGUUUUUCUACAGUCAAGGAGCUCAAGCUCGCCGGGCGACCCUGCUCCUGCCUCCCACAUUAAUGGCGGCAUCUUCGGAGGACGAUAUAGACCGGCGGCCCAUCAGAAGAGUCCGCUCCAAGAGCGACACUCCGUACCUCGCGGAGGCCAGGAUCUCCUUCAACCUAGGGGCAGCUGAGGAGGUGGAGAGGCUGGCCGCGAUGCGUUCCGACUCCCUGGUCCCAGGUACCCACACCCCACCCAUCCGGAGGAGGAGUAAGUUUGCCAACCUGGGCAGGAUCUUCAAGCCCUGGAAGUGGAGGAAGAAGAAGAGCGAGAAGUUCAAGCACACGUCGGCAGCCCUGGAAAGGAAGAUAUCCAUGAGGCAAAGCAGAGAGGAGCUGAUAAAGCGAGGGGUCUUGAAGGAGAUCUACGAUAAAGAUGGGGAGCUCUCCAUAUCCAACGAAGAUGACUCCCUGGAAAAUGGACCGUCCCUCAGCUCCAGCCAGCUGUCCCUGCCCGCCCUGUCCGAAAUGGAGCCAGUCCCCAUGCCGAGGGACCCCUGCUCGUACGAGGUGCUCCAAGCUUCAGACAUCAUGGAUGGGCCAGUGUCUGAAGAGAGUCCCUCUGCCAGUGAGUCUGGAGUCCUCCUGUCCCAAGAUCCUACCGCCAAACCAGUCCUGCUACUGCCCCCCAAAAAACCUGCUGCUUUCUCUGGAGACCAUGAGGAGACCCCAGUGAAGCAGCUGUCCCUUCUCAAGCAGCCCCCGGCCCUGCCUCCCAAACCCACUACCCGGAUUGCCAACCACUUAACAGAUCCUGGCGCCCCUGUGAAAUUGCCUUGUCUGCCAGUGAAACUGUCGCCUCCGCUACCUCCAAAGAAAGUCAUGAUCUGUAUGCCCGUAGGGGGCCCGGAGCUCUCCCUGGCGACCUACGCAGCCCAGAAGAGCAGCCAGCAGGGCGUGGCCCAGCACCACCACACGGUCCUGCCGUCCCAGAUCCAGCACCAGCUGCAGUAUGGCAGCCACGGCCAGCACCUCCCCUCCUCCACCGGCACCCUCCCCAUGCACCCCUCGGGCUGCAGGAUGAUAGACGAGCUGAACAAAACGCUGGCCAUGACCAUGCAGAGGCUGGAAAGCAGCUCCGAGCAGCGAGUCCCCUGUUCCACUUCUUACCACAGCUCUGGUUUGCACUCGAGUGACGGUGUCACAAAAGCAGGACCUAUGGGCCUUCCGGAAAUCAGACAAGUGCCAACUGUUGUGAUUGAAUGUGAUGACAAUAAAGAAAAUGUGCCUCAUGAAUCGGACUAUGAAGACUCUUCUUGCCUGUACACAAGAGAAGAGGAGGAGGAGGAGGAGGACGAAGAGGACGACAGCUCCCUCUACACCAGCUCCCUGGCCAUGAAGGUCUGCAGGAAGGACUCCUUGGCCAUCAAACUCAGCAACAGGCCCUCCAAGCGAGAACUGGAGGAAAAGAACAUCCUGCCCCGGCAGACGGACGAGGAGAGGCUGGAGCUGAGGCAGCAGAUCGGCACCAAGCUCACCAGGCGGCUGAGCCAGAGGCCGACUGCAGAAGAACUGGAGCAGAGGAACAUUUUGAAACCUCGGAAUGAACAAGAGGAACAGGAGGAGAAAAGAGAGAUCAAGAGGCGACUAACUCGAAAGCUCAGUCAAAGGCCCACAGUAGAAGAACUUCGAGAAAGGAAAAUCCUCAUCCGUUUCAGUGACUACGUGGAGGUGGCUGACGCUCAGGAUUAUGAUCGGAGGGCAGACAAGCCGUGGACUCGCCUCACAGCUGCAGACAAAGCUGCCAUUCGGAAAGAGCUCAAUGAAUUUAAAAGCACUGAAAUGGAAGUUCAUGAAUUGAGUAGACACUUAACAAGGUUUCAUCGACCUUAACAGUUAAAUUCCUCUUGAGUGCUAUGCUGUCUUCAAAACAUAAAUUUAUAAGAACCAUAAGUGCUGGUAUUUAUUCACUUCCCCAUUACGAUGUAAAUCUUCUGAACUGCCUUUUUUAAAAAAGAAGAAGAAGAAAAAUAAAAGGAAACGCAAUCAGGAUUCUCUGUGCGGAAACGUGAUGGUGACCACUGCACGGUCAGAGCUGCUGGCGUCACUGCGGGUACCGAAACGCGUCCCACCGGUGGCAGGGCCCUGGCGGAAGACCUCCCGGAGGCCCAGCGGUCCUCAUCCUCGCCAUCGGAGCCCGGCAGGCACCAUGCUCACCUGGUCUCCAGUGAAACCCUUCCUCAUAAGGGUCUGUCACCUGAGUGGAAAGAAGGCGGAGGCAUGAGCUUGUCUCAGAGACUGUGCCCAGCUGUCAGUCCGGAUGGCCUUCUAGAUUUGGCCAGGUGCGCCAGGCACUCUGGGGGUCCCCGAGGAGGGAGGUGCUGAGAGCCGGGUGGGCUUCUCCGUGGCCUGGUCCUUUCUCUUCGGCCAUCCCCGCAGUGAGCAGAAUGGAAGGGCCUUUUCCCAGGGGGUUCUGGGGGAGUCUGUGGCUGUCUGUGGGUCCUCAGGUGGGUGCCGUAGGGGCGGAAGGCUGGCAGGCAGCGCCCAUCCUGCCCCCUCAGCCUGAGCUGAGCCGCCUCGCAGGAGACUCUGGUUUCAAAAGCGGGAGUUGUCAUCUGCUCAGUUCUAAUUGAUUGGCCCACCCAGUGUCACACAAAUGCCAUGGCUAAGGUACUCCCAUAAUGUGCAGACAGCAUGGGGCCAUGCAAGCUGGGGUCAGCCCUCGCUCAGGCAGCACAGGCACUAAGUGGAGCCAAACAGAGAAGUCUAGCAAGGCUGGUCGGAAGCUCUGCUUGGCCAGGGUUCAUUUUUCCUGUGCACCCAGAGUCGGGAUGGUGUGACUUGGAAGUCAUCGGUCCUCUGAGCCCAGGUCCAAUGCGUGGAGGCCAGAAGCCCUUCCUGUAAGCCUGGCUCCCCAGCCACUGAGGGACUGGAGUCCCAGUGCCACUCUAUGGCCUCCUGUUCUCCCUUCUUUGCACUGAAAAGCUUCCACAGAGAAGCCCAGAUUUCAGCACGUACCAGGUUUGGGCAGAUGCCAUGCACGCCUGCCAAAGUGUCCCUCUCUUCCUGCUCCAUUGAUCCAGAGAGAGGCCUGUCUCUCUUGUGAUGCAGGGUGAUUGGAGAUGAGUCUCCAACCGUCAUCCUGCACACCGGGACCACAGAGAAGCAAUACUCUGUCGGCAGGGACACCGGGGUUGGGUGUGCGGUGAAGUAAGGACACCCACAAACCCUACCCAGGAUCCCAGCGAGACCCAGAACACCCACUUUUCUUUCUGAGCAGAGCUCUCCCUGCCUUCUGUGGAGGAUCCAGAGCCACCAUGGUCCCUCUAGGCCCUGGCUAGCUCUCCACCCCACGCACCCAGGGUUUAGAAGGAUGCCAGCUGCCGGCCUGGCCAUCCCAAAAGAGAGUCAACAAGUCCCCACUCAAACCAGGGGGGACCAGGAACCCUUGGGAUGCAACACCCAUCUCUGGGGCUGUUGAAUUUUCUAGAGUCUUAACGGCUCCGUGGGCAGCACCAAGCAGGAGCCAGACAGAUGUGGGGGAGAGCUCAGGGCAGCUCUGCAGGCAGUGCCCCCAGCCGCUGGUCUCCUUGCGCCUCUGGAGCGCGCACGCCUCUGCCCAGCCCAAGGGCAGACACCAUCACCAUCACUGGACACCAUCACUAGAUCUUUCUUUUUUCUUUGAAUGUUGAAUCUGAAUAGUUCCUGCAGUUGGGAGAGGUAUUCAGGGAAAAUGUCUUCCCGAAAGGCUUACUGACAGUUUGAAUGUUCGAAUGGAAUGACAGAUGACGCUUGGCUCCUGUGUUGAACUUCUCUAGGGCAGGUGGGGCAGGCACCCCUUCAAGGCGGAGGUGCCUGCCUGCCUGGGCUUGAGGCCCGCACUCCCUCUAACCAGCAGCUGAGCUUCAAAAGUGGCACGUGGUGCCCUGUGGCCUGACAGUUCGGCCUGCCCCUGGCCAGGAGUGAGUCCUCAGGGAAUACAUUCCGCUGACUAGACUCCUCCCACUAAGGCCCCUGGCAUCUCUGCUGGCCUUGGGUCUUGGGCCUUCAAAUUCCCUAGGAAUAGAAAGACCAAAUCCCGCUCCCUGUAGCCAGCCAGCAGCCCGGGUGGGCCACCCAAAGUGCCCUAGGGUUGCAGUCCACUUCCUGCAUGGAGGAAACCGAACGCCACUUCCACUCCUCCUCCUGCAGGGCACCCUUUCCCAGAAGUCACUUUCUCAGACUGAGGGGUGUACCUCCCAGUCCCUGAAAGGCCACCCACCUUCAGGAUCAGCUCUCUCAAGCCCACUCUAGGUGGCUCUUAGCCUCAGCAACCCCAGGGGCCUGCAGGACAGGGCCUCUGCUGUCUCCCUGUAAACCUCCAGGUCUUUAGAGAGAUCAUCUACCCACAUUUUUCUGGCCACAUUGUCAUGACACCAAAAGCAACUUGUGCUACCUUCCAAGAUGACAAUUGGACACUCAUUGGGGGCAGGGGGAAGAGAUGGGCUAGAUGGUUUAAAAUGCAUCACUUUUCUGGAAGUACUGCAGUUUUGGAGUUGGUGCAUGUACGUUCCCAGUGGGGCAUGGUGUCAUCUGGAUUCGUGGGAGAGGGAAGCGUGUAUUAUCUCAAAUUCUGUCCCUCUCGAAAUUAGACAUGGCUCCAAGCCCAACCCCAAAGCCCCCCUUAAUGAAAAAAGACGCAGCCAUUGGCCAACUUCCUUUCUCAAAAUUCUGAUAACCUCAUCCCCAAGGCCCCCGAGCCCUGUAGCACUUUUGAAACAUUCGCCUUUCUGUCCGAUUAGAGAAACUACCAACGACGAGGCGUUGAACGUGAGGAAAGCUUUGGGUUUAUUUUUCUCCCGCUUUAUGAACAUGUAUUUAUAUUUGCCGAAUGAACAUCGUGGUGUGUGGCUUCCAUGAAGGGAGCUGCAGGCUCCCCCCGUGCACGGCCGGUGGGUAAAGGUCACCUGCCAUGACUUUUCCUUCCCGUUGGUCUGUUAACCCCCAAACCGGUUGCUUUCUCCAGUUGCUUCCUGGGUGUGUGUACAUAGUUUGUCUUUGUAUAGGAGUGAGUGUGGCGACCGUCAAUCCGUGCCCUCCCGGGCUCCACUUCACAGAUGACGGCUGUAUGAGGGAGAUGAUGUACAUACGACACAAAUUAAACUGGAUCUCUACGGCCUCGGUUUUGUACAUACAGAAACUGCAUGGUAUUUAAAUUAUUGUUUGUCUCUGAUGAUGUAUGCAGUUUCUCUAAAAACAAACCAAAACAAAAAAGUCUAAAAAAAAAAAAAA